Aspergillus alliaceus is the source of this 2058-nucleotide messenger RNA. RefSeq names its product PHD finger domain protein. The record is from RefSeq and is a predicted model, not a curated record. Bases 1 to 2058 code for a protein of 685 amino acids. The transcript is spliced from 2 exons. NCBI's taxonomy places the organism in Eukaryota, Fungi, Ascomycota, Eurotiomycetes, Eurotiales, Aspergillaceae.
AUGAGUUGGGAUCACCCCGUCCACAGCUUCAGUUAUCCCAACGGUGAACCUCAGACGCCCACGAGGACUCCUCCGACUACAGUCUUCGACGAUUCGACCUUCCAAACCCCUAAACUCGAAUCCAGCUUUUUUGAUCCCAGAGUCACCUGGGAUACCUCCGAUCCAUAUGCCUCCAGCCCAGAAUUCCUCCGAACCCCCCAGAAAUUGGGGCUGAGUACGCCGUUGAAUAAUCCCCUCCGAUUACUAAAUACGGGCUCAGAGUCUGUCAACGGGCGGAAUCUGAAGGAAUUGGAACAGGAUACGGAUACAGCCAAGCGCAUCAGAGCGACCAAACCCAAUGGGAAUCCCGACGAAGAAGGGCUCCGAACGGUGGGAUCCGCCAAAUCUGCUGCCUCCAUUCAGACCCCGCCGCCUAGCAGUGCGUCCAGGAGAAAGGUGUCCGGGCUCGAGAAUGUCAGUGGCACGGGACGACGACCGUCGGCCUCGAGUGCCAUUGGGGGCCACCUGGAGACUCCUAGUCGGUUGAUGGGGGCGUCUCCCAGGCUAUUUGGUGAUUUGCAAACGUCUCCGGACCCGUUCCAGCUGGCAAAUAUUGAUCCAUCCGCCUCGCCUUUCUUUCCACAGCAGAGAUUGUUCUGGGACCAUGAUCUCGAAACGCACGGUUUGUCCGGGAAUAAUAUCGACUUCUUUGAUUCGCAUACAGCUGAUUCAUUUCACAUGAAUCCAAGCUUCUCUCAAGCCUCUCACAUCCCGCAAUUACCGUUGAUCGAGGGGAGUCUAGAUCUGCCAGAGUUUAGCAGCAAUGCAUACGGCCUCACCUCUGCGGCACCCACCGAUGCGGCCCUGUUUCCCGCCCCUUUCUCGACCUCCCCUAGAAUCCCCGUAGCCAAGGCCGAAGAUCCAGCGAUGUUCCUGAGCUCUCCAGCUCGUCGCUUUGGAGGGCCCCAGCCAACACCGGAUAAGAGACUUUUCUCUAGACCGGGUCGUCAACCCUACCACCAUCAGACUGAGGAGUCUAAGCGGGAGCAGCUUCGACGCACGCAGAGUGUCCACCAGAAACUUACCGCAUGUGAUGACGAUGAUGAUGACGACUUCACUCCUCGGCGGGAACGGCCCACGCUGACUCGCAGUCUCACCCAGAGUGCUAUAUCCGCUCAGCGACCUGGGAUGGGUGGAAUGAUGUCGUCUACAUGUGGCAUCCGGAAAAGCCCCUCCAAAAGAUCUUCUCCCACGAAGUCACUACGGCAGCCAUUGCAGCGGUCCAACUCUGCCGCUACUAGUCUUCCCAGACGAUCUCAGUCCGUUGUCCUCAGGAUUGGCAAGGACGGUAGAGCCAAAACGGAGAUGCAGCCCGUCACUGAAACGCCAACCGGGCUGACGGAUCCCAUUACCCGGAUGGACUUGGAUGGUUCGACAACCGAAAGUGAAUAUGACUCGGGAGAGUUCUCUGAGUACCCAACUGUUUCCAGCCGUAAUCCCUCGAUGACCUUUUCUGACGCCGGUUCCCGACCACACUCGAAGGGCUCUUACACCUCCACCGCUGCCUCCUCACACUCGGGUCGGGCGUCUCCUUGGGGCGGUUCCUCUCGAGGUUUUGCUAGGAGGCCUACCUAUCAACAGGUGCCGGAUGACUGGAAGCGUACGCCAAAACGACAAACCAUGUUUAUCCCCUCAGACUUGACGUACCGCAGCGCCGGUACUAUCCCGGCUCCCCUUGCCGAUUCCGAAGAAGAGUCUGGCGAUGCCCAACAUGCACUCCGAAAGGUUCUCCAGGAGAGAGGCCGCAUUCCCCGAUCCCACACCGUCAACUUUGGCUCCCGAGCCAAUCGACCCUCACGCUCCUUAGCGCACCUCCGUUCCUCCCCACCCCGGUUUGGCGCCGAACUGGAUCUCAAUCUUCAGGCGCCGAACACGUCUCCCACGACCAUGACCGAUCCUGACCUGGCGACCCCGAGCACCGACCGAUACAGUAACCCCAGCAGUGGAACUAGAUGCAUCUGCAAUUCUAUGGAUAAUGGCGGCCACUUGAUGAUUCAAUGGUAUGUACGCUCUGCCUAA